AGGUAACUUCUACACAGAAUGAAACUGGAAAUACAUAACUACCUAGAAAAAUUAAGACAGUUCUCAUACUUUGGGACCUGCCUUUUUACAAGUUCUUCUCUUGCUACAGUUGUUCUGGUCUAUCUAUGCAUCUAUCUGGAAGAUGUCUAUUAUUAAAAGUAAUUGAUGGGUUUCGAUAGAUUUAUUAGUUGACUAUUUAUUUAUUAAUUCCAAGUCUGUAGAAUAAUAUAGAAGCUGGGUAAGUUGAAUUUUAUGUGUAUUUGUUAACUGCAGUCAUGAAAAUACCACUGCUAGGAUUUUGUUAACUGCGUUACUAUUGGCAUUUGGAUGUCUGCAGCUUAGUCUACCUGGAAGGGUGGUGUUAGGUUUUUGUUUUGCUUUCAAAAUUUAAACCCAAGAAAGAUGUAAAGCCUCUAGCCAGAAACAAACAUCUGUAAUCUGGAGUAAGAUAAAGUUUUUUGGCCAUUAAUUUGCAGGUGUCUAUUAGAGAUAUAUAUUAUGUGCUACUAAAUAGAGUAUCAUCUAAAUAGAGUGAAGGGUAUUGUGAAAUUAUAAGCAAAAAAUUAAAGCAGCUUUGUGAUGAAGGAUGCUGUGAAAUCAGACCAAGGUAAAUUAGCAUAGUCCUCCUUACAGUCUUUGUCUUAGUUUCUAGUCUGACAGAAGGAUAUUGACUGCUGAUAAAAUCAGAGUAGGAAAGCAACACUUUCAUUAAAGUUAAAUGAUUAGGAUCUUCAAGCAGACCUUUCUUUCCUCUCUCUCCAGUAUCAAGAAAAUGAUCCCUAUCUCAUGUUGCUUGAAAACCAUUCAACCACCUGUAAUUAUCUCUUAGUCACCAUUCUAAAGAUAUGGCUAAUUACUUUUAAUUAAAAGUAAUAUUUUGGUACAGCUCUGCUAUCUCUGCUGGGAAUUGUUUUAAACUUCAUUAUAUGCCUACCACCAGUUUUCUGCAGUGCAGCUUAGGGAGGAGGAAUUUGCACCACACCGUUCGAUAGCAGCAAGUCUUAAGAGUAUUAAGGAUGAAAUUCUCAAGGGUCUUUAUGUCAUGAAUGGAAAUGGAAUCAUUACAGUAUUUUUGAACUCCUGCUAACGUCACUGACAGCCACCUACAGUCCACUAGACAUAUAAACGCAGAGAUCAGUUUGUUCACAGAUUACAAGGAGACUAACCAAGAAGGGGCAAGCCAGAGCCAAAUUCACUGGUAGUCUGUUCAUCGCUUCAACAUGUGGAAAGUGGUGCUGCUGGGUCUAUACACAGUAUUGGCUGUGAGGGGAUUGGCAAAGGCUGCUCCUCUCCAACCAGAAGAAAAAUGGAAGCCGCUAGAUAACCCUAGAAACAGAGACCUGUUUUUCAGAACGCUCCAGGCUUAUUUUUCGGGCAGGGGUCUUGAUCUCAGAAAGUUCCCAGCUACUUUCACUAUGAACAAUGAAGGACCAAGGCCUGUUGUAUUCUACUCAGAUCCUAUUGCUUCUGCAUUUGCAGAUUAUGAAGAAAGGAGAAAUUCUUUUCCAAAUUAUUUCAAAGGCUGAAAAAUGCUGCUUAGCAAGGUAAAAGAGGUUGUCUUUUGCUCUGAUGUUGUAACAUGUACCCAAGUGAAAGAUUUAGAUUCCAGUAAUACUCUUUUUUUGUCUGAAAUAUAAAAACUUACUUUUUAGAGGAAAUUAAAAAUGUAGCACUGUAACUCUUGCCUGAAUUUGGUUUAAAAUUGUUGAGGUAGAGAUUUAUGAGGUAUUUGCUACUUCAGUAAAAUAACACAUCAUGCUUGUGCUGACCCAUAUAGGCUAUGCUUUUUAAAAAAAUAAAUUCUUUUUCCCCCUUCUUAAUGUGAAGAACUAUUCAGAAAAGAUACAGACAAUAGCACAAGUUUUAUUUAAGUAAUUGAUACAAGUAAAAUUACAAAUUGAGACUAAUGGUUUCCUGUGAUAUGUCUAUCAAGAAAGUUCAUUUAGACAUGAGAUACUGCACUAACAAAGCAUACAUUAUCUUUUACAUCUUUGUCCACUCAUGGAGUUUUCAUUAUUUUUACAACUAAACUUGAAAGUUGAAUAGAAUGAUUCCAAACUUAUUCACAUCUGUCCAGAAAUACAAAAUAAAAAUUAAUAAUUAAGUGGGUCAAGCUUGCGUUAUGAAUAAAUUCAGACUCAAUUGAAAGCAGAUAUUUCUCAGCUUUUUUAUCUGUGUGUAAUCACACUCUGUAAAACAAUGGUUGAGGUUGGAAGGGAGCUUAAAGUUUAUCCAGUUCCAACCUCCCUGCUAUGAGCAGGGACACCUCACACUAGACCAGGCUGCACAUCCUCAUCCAAGCUGGCCUUAAACGCCUCCAGGGAGGGGGCUUCCACAACCUCCCUAGGCAACCUGUUCUGGCACUUGCUACCCUCAGAAGAAUUUACUCCUGAUGUCUAACCUAAAUCUCCCCUCUUUCAGUUGAAAACCAUUACUCCAUGUCCUGUCAUUGCCCUCUCUGGUGAAAAGCCCCUUCCCAGCUUUCCUAUAGUCCCUUCAGGUCCUGGAAGGCCACUGUAAGGUCUCCCCGGAGCCUUCUCUUCUCCAGGCUGAACAGCCCCAACUCUCUCAGCAUGCUGGUGUAGCAGGCUGAGAUAAAUAAAUGCUUUCAUACCUCAUUUUGAGAGUCAGUGAAUACUGGCUGUUCUGAGGAAAGGUAAAUAAUUGUUUUCACCUAUCUUACAAGAAGUUUUCAGUCAGAUUUGUAUCUAAGCAUUUUAGUGAUUUACCCAGUAUCUUAGAUUAAUUUGUAAUCAAUAUUCAGCCUAGGACCUUUAGCUCUGUCUGCUCUCUGCCUGCUUAAGCACAUCUUUUUCUGUAAUCAAAGGCACAGCUCCACUAUUCUUAUUCUCAAUAAUAAUGAAGACUGCACUCAGAUUUAUUAAGUUCUCUUUUUGCUAAGUUUGAGUGUCAGGGGAAAAAAAACCUGCCCCACACUGUGUGUUGUGCAUGAAAAUAAAUUAAAUGUGACUUUUGAAGGGAUGCUGUAGCUCUGCUCUGUGCUACAGCUAGAGUGAGAAAAUGACUGGUGGAAGUUAUUUUGUCCUACGUAAUUCAGGAUGAUCACAAUAGUUCUCUUCAGUGUUCAGAGAUGCUUUCUGAAAGCAGAGGUCUGCUGAGGUCUUUCAGCCGGUGUUAGCAAGUCUCUGGAUCAUACUCUGGUUGCAUAUAAAUAUUUCUGUAUGUGUCUCACAUUGUUGUGUUUUUUUUUUCCCCCCUCUUUUUCAGGCGUUAACUUUUGAACUUCAUGUGAAGUGGCAACCUUCACAGCAAAAUGUUACUUCUUUGACUUUUUAAUUGUUACUGACAAUUCAGAAUUUUCGUCACUAUUGCAGUUUUUACUUACGAUAUCUGAUGCCAUGCUGUGAUGAGCACGGUUGUUGUCUGUUGACAAAUGUCUGGUGGUUGGGUCCUGCCAUUUGCCCAGCAGAAUUGUGUUUGCUUCAAUGUGAAUAAAUAAGGAGUGCAACUGAGUGUUUCUAACUAUUGCUAAGUGUGUUUGUUUGAAAUCGGUAAAUAAACGUUCCCUUUUGAUUGAGUGGGGCUA
Molecule: messenger RNA, 3547 nt
Organism: Apus apus (common swift)
Lineage: Eukaryota; Metazoa; Chordata; Aves; Apodiformes; Apodidae
Gene: C6H2orf66
Product: chromosome 6 C2orf66 homolog
Exons: 3
Coding region: 1221-1526 (101 amino acids)
Source: RefSeq, a predicted model, not a curated record